Molecule: messenger RNA, 2427 nt
Organism: Miscanthus lutarioriparius
Lineage: Eukaryota; Viridiplantae; Streptophyta; Magnoliopsida; Poales; Poaceae
Source: the annotation of a GenBank genome assembly
AUGGAGCUGCUGGCCCAGGCGCCCGUGCUGGGGCUCACUGGCGACGCCCAUGCCUGGGCCACCGCAUGCCACCGAGCCUGCCCUCACCAGGGCGGUGACGGGCUUAGGCUACCUGGCGCUUACGUGGUCCACGGUAGUCCUCCUGGGUGGCUUCAUCACAGCGCUGACCAAGAAAGACUUUUGGUGCAUCACCGUAAUCAGCUUGAUGCAGGCAACCAGUCCGUGCUGGGAGCAGGGGUGCUGAUGAUGGUGGACAAUGGAUCUCUCAAUCGAGCACACCCUACUUCUCCUUAUAUGGAUUUUUCACGACUUGCCGACCAGCUACUCCCCAAUUUCUUCAAGCUAGUGACGCACAUUAUCCGCCACAACCGUGUCGUUCUGCGUCAUCGAAUGCUGCAUGUGACCGAAUCGUUUAGAGACAAAGAUCCCUUGGCCACGGUAGCUGCAAGAGUUGCCUCCGUUGCUUUCGUUGGACUGGCGGUGCUGCCGUUCCUGGUCAUGUGCUACGUCCCUGCCUUCCUCUACGUGUAUGGCGGGCCCGUCGCCUGCAUCGCGCUUGCCAUCUGGCGCACGGUGCAGCGCGACUACGGCGGCGGCGGGGACGACAAGGCGAACCUGGCGCCGGCGCUGGACAUGUUCUACUCCCUGGUCCUCCUCCAAGGCGGGCUCCUCCUGGUCUGGCUCUACCAUGAGUCCUGGUGGGUAGACCACCUCAUAACGCUCCGUCAACACUGCAAGCUGCCCAACACGGCAUGGUGCCGCCUGGCGCUCGUGGAGUUCCUCUGCGACACCAGGGCGAGAUGCUGGCGGAACCUCUCGUCGAUCCGUGGCCGGAAGCUCGUCGACUACGCCGUCAGCUUGCUGGACUCCGGGUCGUGGGAUGACAACCUGUCGGGGGCGAGGCUGCUGGACGAGUUCAUCAGGCAGGGGUGCGACAUGAGGUCGCUGCUUCUUCCUUCCAGGCCGAAGAUCCAGAAGCUGAUCGACUCGCUGGGAUGGAGAGAAGGCCGGCGACCGGAGGACGCAGAGAUGAGGAAGCUCGCUGCACGCAUCGUGGCGCACCUCGCCGGCGGCCUCCACCUGGCUCAGUUCCCCGGUGCCAUCCAGUGCAUAUCCUACCUUCUCCAGGACGAGGCCACGCUGGCGUACAGCGACCAACAAGGGCUCACCCAUCAUCCACAGAGGAGGCUUGCAUCAGAGAAACAGGCCAUGAUCCUUCGACUCGAAAGGAGGGAACGAGAACGGGAAGCACGCCACCAGAAAAAACUCCCCAAGAGACUACAACGUGAUGGUGUUCGCCUGCAGCAGCAGCAGCAGGAACAGCAGCUGCAACAGCAGCAGCAGCAGCGAGGAGGCGGCAGCGGUGCCUGCAACGAGCUGAUCCUGCAAGGCCUGGCGAUCCUGGAGAGGCUCGCAUCUGACCACCACAACCGCGGCGAGAUAAGCGGCAGCAGCGGUCUCCUCGCCAAGAUCACGGCGCCGCUCUACUCCGGCAGGUUCGUCCAAGGUAUCGGCAUCGCCGACUGGGUCCAUGUUGCCAACGCCACCUUCAAGGUUGUGUACCAGCUCAUCCAUGCUCCCGGGGAGACCAGCGCAAGGCUGCGCACUGAGAUCUCCUCAAACAAGCAAGCAAUGAGCAACCUCGACACCAUUAUUGUUCGUCAGGAAGCCCAACAGGAGCUGAAGAUGCGAGCGAUGGAGAUCCUGACAGAACUGGCCUUGGAUCUGUCUAUCGACCUACCCAGGGAAACAAAAAGAGCUCUCAUGAAGAAGCAGAUGCACAUCUUCCUUACCGGUGAAGGGGACCUUAGAGCCACCGCUGGGAGAACACGUACUAGUGUUAACCAAAUGAUGAUAGCAGCGGAGAUCUUGGAGAAUAUGUGUGCACACUGUGGCAAACAACGUGUGAAGGAUAUAUUGCUGCCAAAGGGACAAGAUGAAGAAAACCAAAACAUUCCUACUCAGGGAGAGACUCCUUCAUCAAGGGACCAAAAUAAGUCAUCUGAUCAAGGAAAUGAGGGGCAAACUGCUACAAAGGCAUUGCAAGAAAAACUUCUGUCGCUUACUCUUGUGAUGUAUGCUAAACUGGAAAAUGCAGAUUUCAGCAUUGCGCUUCAAAACAAUGGCUCAGCAUUUGUGGCGAAGCUCAAGAGUAUGGUAGAAGAGAACUGUCAGGCCACAGUUUGCAGUCUCAAUAUUGUGAAGCUUUGCGGUCAGAUAGCCUUAUCAAUGAUGCAGCGCAACCAGUAUACUGAGCACUUCAAACACCAGGAAUUCGUGAAGUCGCUGUGUAAGGCUAGGAAAAUCAUGUCCAACCUUGAAAGUUGUGUACUGUUUGCUGGGACUGGGAGGGAUCAUGGACUGAGGAAGAUGGCCUGGCCUCUCCUCUUUGAUCUUGAGAAAGAAGCAGAAAGGGUAGUUGGUUAG